AUGAACCCUCAUCAGCAGCCACCUCCACCUUUCUCCAUGUAUGCUUCUCUUCUUCCACAACAGAGCAACAACCCUCCAUCAUCGGUACCUUCAUCAUCAUCAUCACUCAAUAUGCCUCCCAUGUUAUCCACCAUGAUGUAUUCUCCUCAUCAACAAUCAUCCUUUCCUCCACCUCCUCCACCUAGAGGAUCACCAUCAACCACUGUAUUACCUCCUCCUACUUUCAAUCCAGCAUCUCUGAAUGGUGGUGGUGGUGGUGGUACUACUCCCACUGUCCGUUCAUCAUCGAAUAUUGCAACCAUGGCCAACAAUAGUGCUACUGUAUCAUCAAUACCUCCCCCAACAUUCAUGCCUGCUUUCGGAAUGAUGAUGCCUGGAUUUCAACCAACAUCAGCAAUGGGUGGUGUUCCUAUGAACGCUUUUCCUUCUUCAAAGAAGAGAUCCAAAGAAAGUAGUGAUGAAGAAGAAGAGGACGAAGAAGAGGAAGAAGAUCAACAACCAAUCGUUCACAAAAAUAGCAGUACACCAACAAAACCACAUUCAUCUCCUUCAAUGAACAAUACUGUACAUCAAUUCAUGCCACAACAAUAUUCAAAUCAACCAACCUUGUCGUCUACAAAAGGUAGUAAUACACAAUCAUCAUCGAGUACACAAAUGGAAUCUUUGAAUUCUACUAAUUCGAGUGCUAGCAAUACUCCAACUGCAGUUUCAUCAUCCACUCAACCUCAUACACAACCCAGUACAAGUGGAAUUCCACAAAAAUCAAUCUAUCAUCCUUUUAUCAGCAGUGCAAAUGCAUUAUUUGGAAAUGAAUUUAUUUGCGAUGAAUCCAUUAGAAAAUUAGGAGAAUUUAUAAAUCAAAUCUCUGAAGAUGGGCUUGAAAUUGAAGGAAAAAUUGGCUUAAUUGUUCAAAAAGGAACACAAGAGAGAAUAUCUCCAAGAUUAGAAAGUGGAUGUGAAAUUGUAUCCGAGUCUAUUAUUCAACGAUCAGAUUGUGAAUUCAUGUCAAGAAUUUCUCAACAUACAUUCAAACAUGUCAACAAGUUAUUGAAUGACAGAUUUUCAGCAAUGAGAGAAGCUCAUAAAAGAGGAGAGUACCAUGGACCAUUAAUUGAAUACAAAAGAGCUCAAGAGACUGACAAAUUCUUUGCAUAUUAUUUACCUGCAUCCGAUGACGAUGAAAGAGAUGAAUAUGGACAACUUUCUCACAAAGAUAUUAGAGUAACCUUUGAUACAAAAACUGACAAACCCAUUCGAGCAAUGAUUAAGACCCGAUUAGAAAGAGGAGAUAUUGAUUUCUCAUGUCCUCAUCGUUCUUAUGAUUUUAGAGUUUCAUUCAGGAAAGAAUUAAGUAUUGAUAAAUUUCCAAAUCUUGAUGUAGAUCGACCAAAGAAAGUUCGUAAAAAGGAUAGAGUUUCCUACAUCUUUGGAUUUUGUAGAAUUGAUUUGACAAGCGUAGAUUCUUUUAAUUGUAAAAGAAAUGGUGAAAUUAAUGAGGAUUCCAAACAUUCAUGUCAUGAAAUUGAAGUGGAAUGUGAUGUGAAGAAGCUGUUCCAAGUCAAGUCUAAUUUAGGAGAAUUUGUGAGGCAUUUGAAAGAGUUUUUAGAUACCAUGCGAAUGUUGUGCUUGGUUUGUGAUUUGUCACCACCACCACCACCACAAAUACCACUACAAAUACCACCUCAACAACACUACAGUCAUCACCAAUCAGCCAAUUAUUAUCAUUACCAACCGACUCAACAGUAUCAACCACCACCACAACAUCCACCAUCCUUAAGAAGAAAAUAA
Molecule: messenger RNA, 1788 nt
Organism: Naegleria lovaniensis
Lineage: Eukaryota; Heterolobosea; Eutetramitea; Acrasida; Naegleriidae
Exons: 2
Coding region: 1-1788 (595 amino acids)
Molecular function (GO): polynucleotide 5'-phosphatase activity
Source: RefSeq, a predicted model, not a curated record